Messenger RNA from Physella acuta, 2832 nucleotides. RefSeq lists its product as uncharacterized. The record is from RefSeq and is a predicted model, not a curated record. NCBI's taxonomy places the organism in Eukaryota, Metazoa, Mollusca, Gastropoda, Physidae.
UCUAAAUUUUCUGGAUUAUGUUCUGAUAGCUCUUUAAAAUUCAGUUCAAUUUAUUUUUUAUUUGCCUAUUCGUUAUAUUUUGCUUAUGUAUUAUUUAAUAAAAAGAAAUCUUUUAGUUACAAGUAGCUAAAAUUUGAAGAGAAUAGGCAAGAGUAUUUUUAAUUUUAUUUUUUAGGCUACAAAAACAAAUUUUAGAAAUUUACACAAAACAAACACUUACACAGUACUGUACACUUGAGUACACAGUGUACCCGGCUUUCAUCAAAUCAAGGACCGUCAGACCUCUGUUUCAAAGAAAAACUAACGAGCAAUAGUUAUGGAAGAGGAGAAUGAAGAUAACUUCUCAAGGUACACACCACAGCAUCCACUUCCAGAAGAAAUCAAGAAACUUGCAAGAGACAAAACUGUCUGUAAAUACUGUGGUGUGAGUUACCUGAUUCACAAUGAGAUCAAAGCUCUAGAAGGGAAACUAAAGGCAGCGGAAGGAGAGCUGUCUAGACUGAGAGGUCUAGAGAAGAGGGAGGAAGUGCUCAAACAGGAGACAGUUUUGUUGAAACACCAGAUUUCUGAUUUGAAGCUCAUGAUUGAAACUAACGGAAAAUUGAUAGAAUCACAAGGCAACGAGAUAAUAAACAGUAAAGAAACACAAAAAGUAUUAGAAGACACGCUCAAAACUUAUAAAGAAAAAUAUUUACGAGCCCUAAAGCAAUGCUCCAACUUGAACCAGACUGUGAAGCAGUGGAAAGAGAACUUGGGAUUUUUGAAAGACAGGGUUCUAACUUUUCAGUCAGAGAUGUCAGAAUCUAUGAGACCAGCACUAGAAAAUGUUGGGCGCAUAUCAGAACAAUCAACAAAAGAACUAGGGACCUUGCAGUCACAACUGGAGUGCACAGAGAUGGAGAAACUUGUCCUGUCUCAGUCCAACAAAACUCUUUCAGACAAUUUGAAAACAAAAGAAUUAGAAAUGAAAAAGUUGCAAGAUAAGUUGAAAUCAAAAUCCAAUGUGUUAAAAGAAAAAGACGUGACAAUCAGCCGCUUGGAGCAUCAGAUUGCCAAUUUGGAAGGAACUGCAGCUUCACUCAAGUCCAAGGAGGAUUCAUUGAAUAGGAUAAAUGAAGAAUUUAAGGAGAGCCAAGAUCAAUGUAAAAUUUUGAUGGUAGAGCUAGAUCAGUACAAAUUAAACAUAAAGGCUAAAAACUCUGAGCUGACAGAUGCACUUGAUAAGCUAAAACAACUGGAGCAUGACCAUGAGUCUUCACUACAAAAGCUAUAUUUAGAAAUCAAAGGUAAAGAGAAUGAACUAACAUCACAUGUAAAGCAGAUUAAAACACUAGAAAAUCAAUGCAGAGAGUUACAGAAAAAAGAAGCAGAGAGCUCACAAUGGAGCAAAGUCAGCACAAAUGAAGUUCAAGAAUUGAAAGAAGCGUUACAGAGAGCUAAAGGAGAUGUUGCAGCUCUGAAGUCUGAAAGGGAGUUGAUGAUAGAGGCUCACCAAAACAGGAUAGAGGAUCUGAGAGAAAGUUUUAAAAACAAGAUGGCUGAAGCAGAUGAUUGGCCCCAGAAACUACAGGGAGCUCUAGCAGCAGAAAGGAGUCGGCACAUGAUGGAGUUAAAGACAUUUGAAGAGAAUCUCAAGCACCAGUUUGUUCUGGAGCUUCAGAUUGAGAAGGAUAAGUACAACGAGCUUUUAAAAAAAUUUCAAGAUCAGGAAAAAGAGAAAUCAUAUUUGCGAGAGAACCAGCGGGCCCUGCUAGAGAUCCAGUACAAGGAACAAAUAGACGAACUUGUACGGCAAGUCACGGAUGGCAAGAAGAGAGGGGCAGAGAGGGAGGAGGAGCUGACAAGGGAGAUCACUAGCUUGAAAAAAAUCAUCAAGGACUUGCAAGAUAGGCUAGCUCGACUUGAUACAUCAGACUCAGGGAAGUUAGCGGAGUACAAAAACAAGUUGUCUCAGGUGCAGCAGGACCUGCUGGAUGCCAGAAGCAAUGUGACCACACUGGAGUCUCAAGUCAAGGAGGCGCAGGAAGAGGCCCAAUUUCUCCAAAAUGUUGUGCGUAAAGAGUGUGAAGAACGGUUUGAGUUGACUGAAGCACUGAGUGAGGCCAGGAAGGAACUUCUACAGCUGAAGAAACCCCCAGGGGGAUAUCCCAGCUUACAGAAGAGAGGAAGCAUCAGCAGUAUCCUGAGUCCGUCUCAGCCAAACUCUCCAGCCCCUCUGGCCAGUGGAGAGGACCCGGGGUCAAAGUUCAAGUCCCAGACAGCUGCCAGCAGUGUCAGCCUGAGUUACAGCCAGGAGAGCAUCAGCGCCAGAUUGAACAGCUCGGAGAGAAACGGUGACGCUCGGUUGUUAGAGAGCAGGAAAAGAAUAGCCAAUGUGAUGGGCAGGAGAUGAGGGCGUGUGUGUUGAUUUAGUGAUCCUGGAUGUGUAAAUUUUGAUGUCUACAUUGUUAGGCCGAUGUAUUAUUUGUCAGUUUUAUUACAUUUAUACAUAUUCAUAAAAACAAGCUAAACACAGCCUAAAUACAAUUAUAAAUUCUUAUAUACUGGUGGUUGUAUCCAGAUUAGGCAUGAUUUUGGGUUUGUUUAUCUUCCAGAUUUUUUUAAUGCUACUGACCAAAAUAUGUUUGUGAUUGUCUUAAAAAAAAAACAGGCAUGAGUAGAAACAUUUUAGUGUGGCAUUUGAUGCAUAGAUGUAAAUAAAUGUACAUUUUUCUGCUUUUAUAAUCAAUUUAUAAUUUGUAGUAUGAUUAUUUUAUUGGCUUAUACACUGGUUGUAGUAUAACUACAUGUGUGAUGAAGUAUUACAUGAGAUUAAAAGUGGAAUAAAAACUA